Molecule: messenger RNA, 1997 nt
Organism: Protobothrops mucrosquamatus (brown spotted pit viper)
Lineage: Eukaryota; Metazoa; Chordata; Lepidosauria; Squamata; Viperidae
Gene: TMEM260
Product: transmembrane protein 260
Exons: 14
Source: RefSeq, a predicted model, not a curated record
CAUCUCAAAACAGAAGUCUUUUGUUGUUCACAGGUUGCUCAUCCUCCGGGCUACCCUCUCUUCACUCUUCUGGCUAAACUGGCCAUUGAGCUUUUUCCCUGUGGUUCUGCUGCGUAUCGCGUUAAUCUCUUCUGCGCAUUGUUGGGGGCAGCUGCAGCAUCGCUUUUGUUUUAUACAGUUGUCAGGCUUUCUGGCUCGCAGGCGGCAGGAGUCUUUGCUGUGGGGAUGUUUUCGUUUUCCCGUCUAACGUGGCAAUGGUCUAUCACAGCGGAGGUUUUCAGCUUAAACAAUCUGUUUGUGGGGCUGCUGAUGGCGCUUUCUGUGCAAUUCGAGGAAGCAACAACUGCAAAAGAGAGAUCAAAGAUCUGUAAAGUGGGUGCCUUCUCUUGUGGACUGAGCAUGUGCAACCAACAUACCAUUGUGAUCUACGUGCUUUGCAUUGUUUUGUGGGUUUCCUCUCGCUUGUUCAGGGAACGUGAGCUGACCCUGAGCAAUGUGCUGAAGUUAAGUUUCUGCUUCUUGGCUGGUUGUCUGCCUUAUCUCUACUUGCCGAUCUCUGCCUACCUCAAUAAAGCCCGCUGGACCUGGGGAGACCAGACAACCUUUAAAGGAUUUAUCACCCACCUUCUCCGGGAAGAGUAUGGCACGUUCAAUCUGGCAAAAUUGGAAAAUGGAUCCAGUAUGACUGAUGUAUUGGUUUUUCAGGUGACCCACAUGAAGAUGGAACUUUCCCUCGUUGUCCAGGCCUUUGCAAUUGUGGCAUGUGUAUGCUGUGCAGUGAGGCCAAAGACAGAGAAAUCACAGUUGAUUUGGCUGUUUGCAUCAAUGUUAUUGACAUACUCUUUCUUCUUUGCUUGGAGGGCAAAUUUGGAUAUUUCAAAGCCCCUGUUUAAGGGGGUGGUUGAGCGAUUCUGGAUGCAAAGCAAUGCAGUGAUUGUCGUUCUAGCUGGCUUUGGCUUCUCUUUACUCUUUUUUCUUGGUGAGAUAUUUGUCGGAAACAGCAGAAGGAUUUACCAUUUGGAAUGGCUUCUGGCAGCUGUUUUUGUUACUGCUCAAAUCUAUUCCAAUUACAGUGUCUGUGACCAAAGUAACAACAAUGUUGUUGACCGGUUUGCCAUGAAUCUUUUGUCCUCCAUGCCUCCAGAUGCCAUAAUCUUGCUAAGAGGGGACCUGCCUGGGAAUUCUCUUCGCUACUUGCAUCAUUGUGAGGGCAUAAGACCUGAUAUCACCUUAGUUGACCAAGAGAUGAUGACUUACCAUUGGUAUUUGCCAAAGCUGGCUAAACAUUUACCUGGUGUCACCUUUCCUGGAGACCACUGGAAUCCUGUAGAAGGGCCAUUACCUGACGGAACAACCACAUUCAACCUUCAUCACUUCCUCAAAGUAAAUAGACACAAAGACACCUUUGUUUGUAUUGGACUCCAUGAAGGUGACCCUACCUGGAAAAAAGACUAUUCCCUUUGGCCCUGGGGCUCUUGUGAUAAACUUGUAUCUUCAAAAGCUCCCUUUGAUCCUGAAAUGUGGAUUGAGCGUACCCAAAAUCUCUAUAACUGGACUGAGGAAUAUGGAAGGUUUGACUCAUCUUCCUGGGAGUUGGUAGCAAAUGAAGAGAUGUGGCAAGCCAGGAUGAAAACAGCCUUCUUUCUUUUUGACCUUGCAGAAACUGGUUCCCCAUCUGUGAAAGAGAAAGCAAAACUUUACAUGCUUGCUUAUAAGCUGUACAAGGAAAUUGUAAACACGUAUAAAACUCAUCCAGUGAACUGGCACAAAAAUUACGCUAUUGCCUGUGAGAGGGUGCUGCAUCUUCACCCAGCAAGGGAAGACCCAGAAGUGCUACUCUUAGCAAUCAUCAAACACUUCCGCCUUUACUUGGAGAAAGCUGCAGAUGAUCCCCAGCAGAGCAGUAUUUUGCAAGCCAUAAAGCAUAUGAAGAAAGAACUUCGGGAACUGAGAAAAGUGAAGAAGGCAGCGAGGCGACCAGUGUAGGACAUGUUGAG